This is a messenger RNA of Anopheles coustani, 4597 nucleotides long. RefSeq lists its product as uncharacterized. The transcript is spliced from 4 exons. Bases 263 to 3577 code for a protein of 1104 amino acids. NCBI's taxonomy places the organism in Eukaryota, Metazoa, Arthropoda, Insecta, Diptera, Culicidae. Gene Ontology annotation, molecular function: dopamine receptor binding. The record is from RefSeq and is a predicted model, not a curated record.
CACGGGCAUAUUAUCGGCGAAAUAGAUCAGUGGACGUACCCGCCGGAUGCUUCCGGAUAGCGUCCGGCACCAUAUCGCGUGGAUCAAGUAGCGUAUGGUUGGUCUGUGGCGUAUCCCAUGUGUGCAGUACAAGUUCCACAUCAACGUUGUCGCUGGCAAGUGUGAAUCAACUGGCUUCUGGUGCCACCGAUUUUCAUGCAUGAAGUUUGUGAGUAAUACGGAGGACGCUCGUGCUUAGCGAGCCCAAAUUUGCCGUCAGAAAAUGUCAAAUAACCCGAAUGGUAGUAAUGAGAACUAUUGGCCAGCUAAUAGUCAGCAGCCACCAGCGCAUCAUUACACGCACGCACAGCAUCAACAGCUGCAGCAUCCGCUGCCACAACCGGUGCCGCAGCUGUUAACACAACAUAUGCAGCAACAUCCACAUCCAUACGCAGUUCCAACGGCGCCCGUGGUUCCGUCUUCUGUUGCGGGUUUUUAUCAAAAUGUUCCCGGUAUGGUGGACACUUUUACUGCCAACCCCGCUGUGUACCCGCACCCUCACGGCUCUCAGCAGCUUGGGGAUGAGUAUACGGAUGCGUAUGGGCAAUUGAUAAAAGUGGUCUACAAUCCCUCGCACCAGCCUGCGUCCGGGCCCGGGUUAAUGGCACGUCCGCAGGAUGAGGCCACUCAGAACCAUCCCGGAUCAAACAAACAAGGCUAUGAGUUGUUUUCGAACAACAGUAGUUUUAUGUUGGCCGCACCCGGUUUUGGGUUCACUCUACACAACCCACAACAACAGCAACAGCAACCUCAGCCACCACCACCACCACCGCCCACUACAGAGCACCAACAUCUGCAGCAAACAUCGCACCAGUCAUCGGUCGGCUUAGCGGCCCAGUUCGCUUCCCAGGCGCAUGGAGCAGUCAGUCAACCUGUGCUGCAAACACCCUCCGUACAAUCCACGUCUCCGCUCUCAGUGGACAAUGCGAAUAACAAUACCAGUGAACUGAUCAGUCAACUGGUCGGCAAUUGGGCACCAACGAUCUCCGGUACGUACGGUAAUGGACCUUCCCUUAUCAACGAAACACCCGGCACCGCUUCACCCGUGCUGCUGAACGCGAAUCACGAUCCAGAGGGCAAUAAAGGGACCGCUUCACCGACCAAGGCAGGCGUACUGAAACCUGCCGUAAAUCCGGUUCCUCCUACCAUUACCGGCACGACGGGUUCUUUGCCUGUGUCUUCUGCUUCCUCGCAACCGUGCCCACCGAAGGUAUCUCGAGCGAAUGCGGCCGCCACAACAACAUCGGCGGCAGCGGUGUACAACCAACAGAACGAUGAUAAUUCCGCCAAACUGGAUCAGAACGUGAACAAAAAGCAACGCAUUGUGGCGGAAGUAAAACCGAUGCGUAUGUCAUACUCUGAUGUACUGAGCAAGAACGUAUCCUCAGGAGGUGGUGGAGCGGGAGUAAUAGGGGCUGCUGGAGUCUCGAUGAGCGCUUUUGCCGGGAACGGUAACGGGUCAUCAGCUGUUGUCAACGGCGAUGGUAUGAAUGCUCCUACGGGAAUGGCGGGCAGUGGAGCAAAGCAGACGUUGAUCAACGGUGUUAAUGGGAACGUUAACACGGUGGCGAAAACUUCCGGGAAACGCGAAUCAAAGAAGGGAUCUACAACUAACGGUAGCGAGCGUAAGUUUGGCGCUGCAAACGUGAUCAAUCAAAAGGAUCGUAGCAACGAGGGAUCUUCGAAAAAGAGCGAUCGUAUGAACGGUGGAGGCACGAGUGCAGUGGGCUCCAGUGCUGUUUUAACAAGCGAUGGAGGAAAUGGUAAAACAGAUAGUACCACCGUUUCGAGACAGGGUCAAGAGAAAGGAAAAAAGAACGAGAAGUCUACCUACAGAAAGGACAAAGGAACUACACGUCCCAUUGGCAUUGAGGGAACCGAUUCCGGCUUGUUGGGUAAGGCACGUCGUGCACGCCGGAAUGACGAGUCCGAACUAAAUGGACUCCAGAACGGAGACGACGUGGCACUGCCGAACGAUGAAACCGAGGAGGAACGUGCGGAUGAAUUUUAUGAAGAUGAUUCCGAGGAGUACGAUCAGGAUAGCGUAGAAUCGGAAGCAGGAGCUCAGCUAGGUAACCGAGGAAACGCGAAUGGACAGCAGCAGCAGUCUACUCAGUUUGUGUACAACGUGAAGAAAAACACAAACGGAUCGAAUGAUACACAUAUCGAAAAAAUAAACCCACCCCGCAUGGGAACGUACAGGAAGGGAGGAGGUUCAUCGGGUCGCGGAGCAGGUGCAGGGUCCCGCACAUCCAGCAAACAGCAGCAGCAGCAAGACAAGCUGGCCGGACUGUCCUCAAACGGUGGCAAAAGGUCGAGCCGGUCGCGCAAAAAUCAAAAAUAUGCGUUUUUGGAGAAACUUCUUUUGAAAUGGCUCGAGUACACGGUCCUCGCGAUUCUCUGGCUGUGGUCCCUGGUGAGCGAUGUCGUGUACCUCAGCUUGCGCUUGGCCUGGGACUACGUACUGUCCGGCUAUCAGUAUUGUUGGCAACAUGCGCACACCCUUCGGCAAGAUUUUAGCAAAAACUCGGCACGUCCUGGCGCUUGGUUUCGUGGUGUGUGCCUCGCGUUCGAUAACCGCUUCGAGAAGGAUUCGCGGUGGGCGUUUUGGCGUAGAUGCCGCCGGCAGAAACCAACGCUGGAGACUACGGCCGGAAAGACGGGCACCGGAACGCAGCACUACAAGGAUGGACGGCUACCGUCGACGGCGGAUGAAGCGAUGUCAUCUUUGCUAAACUGCAAAGGCAAGGACGCGUACAGUAUUCUCGGCGUCAGUCCGGAGUGCACCCAGGAACAGAUACGGAAGCACUACAAGAAGAUUGCGGUGCUAGUACACCCGGACAAGAACAAGCAGCCGGGAGCGGAGGAAGCGUUCAAGGUACUUCAGCGGUCGUUUGAGCUGAUCGGAGAACAAGAAAGCCGCAAAGAGUAUGACCAGAGCCUCGCGGAGGCACUGAACGCGGAGAAGGCCUGGUCGGAGAUUAAUGAUCUACUAACCCAACUGCACACGAAAAUAUCCGAGGCCGCAAAUACCAUUAGAUGCAGCAGCUGCUGCCUUCGCCAUCCGCGCAAACCGACCGGACGGGCACACUACGCCGCCAGAGAAUGCAGUUCGUGCAAAAUUCGUCAUCCUGCUCGGGAGGGUGAUAUAUGGGCUGAAACGACUUUCCUCGGUUUCCGCUGGAAGUACCUCGCGAUGAUGGAAGGCAACGUGUACGACAUCACGGAAUGGGCCAACUGCCAGAAGGGUGCCCUUUCGCACCUGCAACCAAAUUCGCACAUCGUACAGUAUCGCAUCGUGCUCGGUAGUAGCUCCCAGCAGCAGCAACAGCAGCAGCAACACCAACAGGCACAACAACAGCAGCAACAUCAGCAACAAGGUCAGCAGCAAGAGAAAGAAUCGAUUGGACGAUCGCGAAAGGAACCAGCAUCAAACGAACCGAAUCUGGACGAUUUUCUGAACAAUAUUUACGCCGGCCAGAACCAGCAAGCAGCAUCUCAGAACGCUUCCUCCCGACGGCGCUAUCGUAGAAACUAGAAUCUGAGCAAGUGUCCCGGUUAUACGAUUUGAUCUGAACAGCGUCGACUUCGGCAGAGCAUGCAGACAUCAUAAAAGCUUCCUUUCUCACUUUACAAAUACAUUCGUUACGGCUUAGUAGCGUCCUCCCGGUCAUGAUAUUCGGUUAUUCUGUCGAUUAUUAGGUCAUCUUGUUUAGUGACUAAACCAAGCCAGUACCGCGCGAUAGUAACACAUUAUCCACUUUAAAUCCCCUUCGUUAGCUCUUUCUGAUUGCUAGCCAGAUUUUCUCAACCUCCGUCGAUUCUAUAGUGUAUCUCACCUUGUAAGAGCCUUAUUUUAUUGUUUUAUUUCCAUUUUCGAUUCCAACCGAUUAAAACGAGCCAAACGCGUUCUGUACGAGUGAAUGAAGUUCUACCCUUCCAAUCCAUUGGUUAAAAUCAGCGCCAAUAGUAGAUGUAUCCCGUUUUAUCGUAUUUCUUUUCGUUCGUUCAAUUGAUCCUUCAAAUUGCCUCUACACGUCCCUACAAAAUAAGAUAAGCGAUGGCGCCCGGAUUCGUGAGAUUAGAAAUGUGGAAAAAAAAUCAGUACAAAAACUUACCGAAAGCCAGCGCCACGACGACGGCAGUCAGUACGAGUCAUUCAGUAUGAGAUCUAUAUAUAUAUACAUAUAUGUUGAUCGCGUUAGCACUUUUUAAAGUGAUUUAUUCAACAUGAAAAACAAAAAAUCUCUUAUCGAAAACUACCACUUCGGAGGAGGAUGAUUCAUCGGCGUUUAUCGCAGCGCGAUGAAUGCUUAGCUUUUGCAAUAUGAAUGUCUAGGCGAACGGUAAUUGAAUCCGAUCGUCCCUCCCCUCAGCGCCAACGCAUGGUUAGAGUGUGUUUAUUCAUGAUAAAGCGAGAUAAUUUCACGUAGUAGUUCUUCUUAUGCAGGUAACGCAUAGUAUAGACAUAUAACCAAUAGAUUAAAAUUAUCAACCAACCAGAGCCAGCGCCGGUAUUGUAAUUCAAAACAAACGAUUGAAUAAAUGUGUCGUGUAU